Pecten maximus is the source of this 1380-nucleotide messenger RNA. RefSeq names its product WD repeat-containing protein 18-like. Gene Ontology annotation, molecular function: protein binding. The coding region runs from base 49 to 1371 and encodes 440 amino acids. The record is from RefSeq and is a predicted model, not a curated record. Gene Ontology annotation, cellular component: nuclear pre-replicative complex. Lineage: Eukaryota; Metazoa; Mollusca; Bivalvia; Pectinida; Pectinidae. Gene Ontology annotation, biological process: rRNA processing; DNA-templated DNA replication. The transcript is spliced from 11 exons.
UCAAGCUUUUCUCUGAUUCUGAUCAAUACACGUGUUCGAAGAGAGAAAAUGACAACUAGCAGUGAGGUAUUACUAACAAGUGAGGCGUCUGGCCAGAUGUGGAAUGUGUGUGUGUGGGACUUCCAAUCUUCUACCAGUCUCCUCACCUACAAAGGAGGUACUUGUGCACCUCACGGCCUUGCAGUCCUCAAUAAUGAUUUCAUCAUCUCAGCUCUCAGCACAAAACCAGUCCUCAAUAUUUGGCCUCUUCAUAAAAGGGACAAUCAACAUAUGAAAAUGGUUUGUCCUGGCAGAGUUACUGCCCUUGAUGUAACCCCGAAUGGAGAGUACUGCAUUGCAGCUGUAUCAGAGAAAAUCCACAUCUGGCAGGUGUGUACAGGCCACCUACUGGCUGUGCUUGGCAGACAUUACCAGUGCAUCACUUGUCUGAAGUGCUGUGAUGACGGGUCUUACCUCGUAUCGGGAGGUGACGACAACAUGGUCAUUGCUUGGUCAUUGGGCAGGUUGUUGUCCGAGGCUGGUGAACACAAUAACAGGAGAGCUCCCGUCCAUGUCUGGUCCCAGCACUCCUUACCCAUCACAGAUAUACACAUCGGCUAUGGAGGUAGUCGAGCUAGAGUUCUCUCCUCUUCCCUAGACCAGUCCUGUCGUCUGUGGGACCUGGCCUCAGGAGAGAUGCUUUGCUGUAUCGUGUUUGAUGUCAGUAUAACAUCCACAACCAUGAAUCUCACAGAGAGCCUGUUGUUUGCUGGGGGAUCCAAUGGACUCAUUUACUGCUAUAAUCUUUAUGACAGGCCCAUCAGAGCUGAGAGACACAUACAAAGUGAUACAGAUAAUCCCAACACCACUAUCUACCAAAGCCACAGUAAGCAGGUGACUUGUCUGUCACUCUCAUUGGAUGGGAGUCAACUGGUGUCAGGGUCACAUGACUGUGAUGUCAGAGUUUGGGAUGUUUACAGCGGGCAGUGUGUGAAAACAAUUCCACAUAAAGGAGCCAUAACAAAUGCCAGAUUAAUACCAACUCCCCCUGGUGUGAUAUCAGAGGUUAAACGUCCCAUCCUUCCAAUGCAACCAUUUGAGCGCCAUCUGUACUGCCCACAAAAUGGCGGAGAUUCAGGAGGAGAUAACACAUCAGACACACUUAAUCUUUACAUAAACCAAUUUGAACAGGUGACACAGCCAUCAAAUGCGACUAGAUUAUAUACAGAAUUAUUACUGCAGUCUAGGGACACGUUUGACGAGGAUACAUCUUUCACACAGGGAACAUGUAUAGCUCAGAUGAAAGACGAAAUAAAUCAGUUACAAUCAGCAAACAAAAAACUGUACAGUUUUGCAAUUGAUGAAAUAUUAGAGAUAAAUAAACCAUCCUGAUAAUAAACG